Molecule: messenger RNA, 4821 nt
Organism: Protomyces lactucae-debilis
Lineage: Eukaryota; Fungi; Ascomycota; Taphrinomycetes; Taphrinales; Protomycetaceae
Exons: 3
Coding region: 1-4821 (1606 amino acids)
Biological process (GO): peptidyl-serine phosphorylation; phosphorelay signal transduction system
Cellular component (GO): nucleus; cytoplasm
Molecular function (GO): ATP binding; protein serine/threonine kinase activity
Source: RefSeq, a predicted model, not a curated record
AUGGACCACAAUGGAAGCUCUUCUGAGGAUGAAAAGCUUCACGGAGAGAAUAUCGACCUCAAUCGCGCCGCGAAUGAGACACGAUCCAUCAUUGUUGAACUCUCCUUGGAAGGUUCUGUUCGCUGGAUAUCUCCAUCUUGGCAAGACCUCAUCGGGACUGAUCCACAGUCGCUAUACGAUCGGCCCAUCAGCGAGACUUUAGCAGACGAGGACAAAACGUGCUUCUCACGAGCCACCGCGCAAUUGAUCGAGGACGACUCGCGAUCUGUUCGUAUCACAUUCUGGCUCGCGCUGCCAGCAGACUCGGUUGACCACCGGAUACCGCGGCUCGAGUCUGAUGACUUUACAAUCAGUCUGUCAGCCCCAUUGCCAGAGGCGCUUGAGGUGGAUGCAACUGGUAUACUGAUUCACGAUCGCUCUUCGGGGCAGCCCACUCACACCAUGUGGGUGCUCAAUGUUGUGCAAGACAACAAGGCUUGGCUGGAUGCCAAUCUCGACUCCGAACUGGCAGAGGCUCUUGCAGGCGGCGCAGAGUUUCUUUCCACGUUCCUUUCAAACUUGAUUGAAGACCCAGGAACACCCAUGCCAGACCCCUUGACGUGCAAUAUUUGCGAUCGGCAGAUACAGCCUUGGUUCUUUGAAAAGCAUACGGCGCUCUGCAUCGUUUCCCACAAGUCAGAGUCGGAAGUGCAGGAUUGCCAUGAUCAUCUGCAGGAGCAACGGCAGAUCAUCGCCGAUGUUUUGCGCCAGCUCGAAACAGAUGCAAGUCUAGCGACUUUUCACGGCAUUCACUUUGGCUCCCGAUCGCUUUCUCCUGCCGAGUCUCAAUCGAGUAGCCCAUCGGCUCCAGGCAAAUCAAAGCCGACCAAGGCCAAGACAUCCCACCUGCGCACCGUUGAGCUCAUUCUCGAUUAUUGCGAUCUCGCUAUUGAUAUCAAUACGCCUGCUCUGCCUGAUGCGGAGGGUACAGACGUCUUUACGCGCAUCCAGUCUCCAGAUUCAAGAAAUCGCAUCACACAAGUGCAAGACUGGCAGACUCCCUCACUCGAAGACCCCGCGUUGCUCGCGCUCUAUCAAGCGACGCAUGAGCUCGUUUCACAAAAGCUCAACGCAGUCACGCGUCUGCAUAAUACUAUUCAUUACUCAGAAAAGAUUCGCCAAGAGAUCGAUUUGCGGGUACAGGAUCUGAUUGACCAGACAUUGGAGAAUGCUCAACUCAUGAUGGACGAAGAUUCGCUGAGCGAAGUCACUGAGCACGAACCGGAAGACUCACCGUUCGGGCCGCCUAUACAAAAACCAAGCGAAGAUGUACCUGGUCUUGGCAAAGCCCUGGCUUCAAUGAAGCUUGGCUCACCUGUUUUGUUUGCAAGGGAGAUACCACCUCAAUUGCGUCCAGAAGGCAGCUCAGGCUCAGCAAGUCCGUUCGCUAGUCUAGGCAGCGGCUUCCUUUCGCCAACGAAACGAGCCAUGUCGAUCGCUGAUGGCCCUCUGGAUGGCGAUGUGCGUGCUUCUAGCCCGCUUUCACAGUUCCCACCAGUCAGCGUGAAUGAUCCUGCUACACGGCGACUGCCACCGCGUGUGCCGAUGCAACGCUCUAUUUCUGCGCAGAGCGACAAUGAGCAAGCUAUCUUGUCAAGUGGCGACCAAACGCGCCGUGGCAGUGUCGACGCUUCAGACCUUGUCCGUCGUGCCAGUCGAUCUGAAAGGCGGCAGAGUCGACCUGGUAUCUACGAAGUGCCUCGCUUGCCGAGUGGUGGCAGUAGUAGUGGCAAAGCACCUGCUGGCUAUUCUCCCUCUCGUCGCUCUUCACGUGCUGUCAGUCGAAGUCGUGCAUCGAGCCUUGCAAGAGACAGAGACCGUGGCACAUCACCUGGUCGUAAAAUGGUCAAUCCUCGCUUGAAUCUUCUUGAGAAGGAGAGACUGAGUCCGAAUGCUUCUCCAACACUGAGUGCAAGCGAUUCGACAUCAACAGAUACGAAUUACCGAGAGCGCAAGAUGAGCAUGGCGCCUCCUUUGUCGCCGCGAUUACCGAGUAUUGCUCCUGCUGCACGACCAGCCCCGCCGAGUAUCAAGGACUUUGAAAUUAUUAAGCCUAUUUCGAAAGGUGCUUUUGGCAGUGUUUACUUGAGUAAGAAGAAGACUACCGGCGAUUAUUAUGCCAUCAAGGUGCUCAAGAAGGCCGAUAUGAUUGCUAAAAAUCAAGUCACCAAUAUCAAAGCUGAGCGAGCCAUCAUGAUGGCUCAAACCGAAUCACCUUUCAUCGCAAAGCUCUUCUUCACAUUCCAAAGUAAAGAGUAUCUCUAUCUCGUCAUGGAGUAUUUAAACGGCGGUGAUUGUGCAGCACUCAUCAAGCAAAUUGGUUGUUUGCCUGAAGACUGGACUCGUCGAUACAUGGCGGAAGUGGUGCUUGGCCUGGAAUACCUCCACUCGCGCGGAAUCAUCCAUCGUGAUUUGAAGCCAGACAACCUACUGAUCAGCCACAAUGGUCAUCUCAAGUUGACUGACUUCGGCUUGUCUCGUGUCGGUCUCGUUGGUCGUCAGAAUCGUGCUCGAACCUCCUCCCACCCCGAAGUGCCUGAUCUCUUCAAUACGUCUCGUCAUCCAUCUGGUUCAGGAGGUCCGCGCCAUGCCUCUUUCGAGUUCACAAAUUCCGCAUUGUCUACACCGGCAAUUGGACCCAUGUCACCAAGCGAGUUCCGCUCAGACAAGAGCUAUUUCAACUUGCGGGACCGCAAAGCUAGUCAGGGUGAAUCUUGCGAAUUAGUUCGCACAGAGCCCGACACUGCUUUCCCUGCUGUCAGUAAGCUGAAUCUUAACGAUGCAGGUUACCAAGGCUCAGACGAUGGACGCAGCACGGGCGACGCAAGCGAAUCUAGUGGCCCAAGCAAAGCCUCGCCUACGACGCACGCGCCAAGUGCCAUGUUGAUGCCACCGCCAGCAAUGAAGCUCUUUGACCCCAACGAUGGCAACAAGAAAUUCGUUGGCACGCCAGACUAUCUUGCACCAGAAACAAUCAACGGCAGUGGCCAAGAUGAUAUGGUCGAUUGGUGGUCACUUGGCGUUGUCUUGUUUGAGUUUAUGUACGGCUAUCCACCUUUCCAUGCUGGGUCACCAGGGGAGGUAUUCGAGAACAUUCUCAAUCAUCGCAUCGAGUGGCCGCCAGCAGAGGCUGAAGCGGAAUUAGGCGUGUCUGCCGAGGCGAAAGACUUGAUGAUCAAGCUGAUGGCUAUGGCACCAAGCGAUCGUCUUGGUUCCGUGAAUGGUGCUGAGGAUAUCAAGCAACACCCAUUCUUCAACGGCAUCUCGUGGAAUACCAUUUCAGAAGAGGAAGCACUGUUUGUACCGACGCCCGACCACCCAGAGGAUACAGAGUAUUUCGACCAACGUGGUGCAACGGAUCUCAUCUUUGAUGACGAUUCUGACGCCACGAGGUCUCUGGCGCACUCUCCGAAUGCCUCUGAUCGUGAGACCAAUGUCCCAAAGAUGACCUAUGCUGCAAAGCUCAUGUCUAGCGGAAAGCACCUUGGCAAACGAACAGCUAUGCCGCUCUCUAUACCUGCACAUGUCCGUGAACGCAAGUCGCGCAACCGCCGUCUAAGCGAACCUGGCCGCGACGACUUUGGAUCCUUCACAUUCAAGAAUCUUGGUGUUCUUGAGAAGCAAAACAUGGAUGCCAUCAAGAGACUUCGCUCAGAACACUCCAGUUCAAGUCCCAUUUCCGUUCCAGCAGAAAUGCCACACCACCAUCGUUCGGCCUCGUCUAGUUCGAGCUUUGUGCGACGCUCCAUGUCGUCCGCUUCGAGCAUAUCGUCCAGCACACCCAUCUCACCCUCUGCAUACCUGAACCGCAUGUCUAUCCCAAGUUCUCCACUCAAUGCACAGAGUGGUACAUUCACUGCUGGGCAUCGUCAUCGUGCUUCUGUUUCAACCGCCACCUUGCAUGAGAAUUUUGUGUCUUCGUUGGAUCAAGCACGCCCUGGCUCAAGCGGCACGAGUGGCCGGCAGCCGACUCCUAUCAGAACCAAGCUCACAUCCAAGUCACUGCCACUCGAUACUCUUCCGUCUCCGAAGCUUGUCAAAUCAGCGACGCUGCCAAGUCCGCGCAAUCGUGCCUUUACUAUGGGUAGUCAGAUGCAGCGGCCUGAGCUGCCAUUUGCUUGGAACUCUUCAAAGCGCAUUUCUCGUGUUUUUGAUGCAGAAACGCCGAGUUCCUCCAGUGAUGGCGAAACGCCUUCGAACGCUGCGAGUGCGCUGCAUAGAGUACACCGACGACGACAACGCAGUCAACGCCUGGCUUCCAUGUCUUUCCCUGCAACUUCGGAAUCUGCAAGUACCUUGAAUGAAGAGCACACUGGCGGCUCGACCCCUGAGAUCUACCAGCGUCGGCACGUUCCGCUCGAUGUUCUCAUAUGUGAAGACAAUCCAGUUUCGCGUCGGGUCUUGGAGGCUAUGCUCAUUAAGCUCAAGUGCCGCGUGGUCAGCGUCGAGGAUGGUGCGAAAGCUGUUGCCGCAGCCACAGGCGAUGUCGUCUUUGACAUCAUCUUCACCGAUAUCAAAGUUCCUCGGCUGUCAGGUACGGAAGUGGCGAGACUGAUUCGCAGCUCAUCUGAAAUCAACCGGGACACUCCCAUUGUGGCAAUGACUUCGUAUUCUACGAGCGAGGUGCUGGAUAUGGUACACUUUGAGAAGCGCCUGGAGAAGCCUUUGACUGUCACAAUCCUCUCUGAGACAAUCCAGGAACUCGUACCAGAGUGGGCACCUCCAGUCAUGAACAAGCGUCCCGUCUCGACGGACCUUUCCUUCUCAAAAGUCAAGCAGUGA